Molecule: messenger RNA, 882 nt
Organism: Necator americanus (New World hookworm)
Lineage: Eukaryota; Metazoa; Nematoda; Chromadorea; Rhabditida; Ancylostomatidae
Exons: 7
Coding region: 1-882 (293 amino acids)
Biological process (GO): protein dephosphorylation
Cellular component (GO): cytoplasm
Molecular function (GO): protein tyrosine/serine/threonine phosphatase activity
Source: RefSeq, a predicted model, not a curated record
AUGGCAAUUAUUGCAUUAUUCCCGAACACACCAUUUCCAGAAGAAUGUGGACAUGAGUGUUUGCGAAAAUCUUCCAGUUUUUCUACGGAGGAGGAGAAUAUUAAACUAGCUCGAUUCUGCACGACAAUCAACCUUAUUCCUGGGUUCCGUAUCUCGGCGCCCAGUCAUAUGAAAGUGCUUCAUAUUCCUGUGCUUGACGAUGAAUCCACUGACCUCACGCCAUAUUUUACCACCGUCUUCAAGGAAAUCGACGAAGCUCGGAAGUCCGCCGGUCGACUGCUCUUGCUCUGUGCGAUGGGCAUAUCACGUUCGGCCACAUUCGCCAUCACGUACCUUAUGUGCAUUGAAAAGAUGUCACUCCACGAUGCCUAUAAACACGUGCAGUACUGCCGUAACAUAGUUUGUCCCAACGUGGGUUUCUUCCAGCAGAUGAUCGACCUUGAAGAAAAGCUGUACGGCAGAAAGACUGUGCAUGUGAUCGAACCGAUCCGCGGCGUGAAGGUGGCUGAUGUCGUGUGGAACGAACUGUACCAGGAGAUGAUGGACAGUUUGAGCCAGACCGACCGACACUCAGUGCAGUCGUUCAAUCCUCACCUUGAACCGCCUCGUUCGCAAGACACACGAUCCCUUCGUUCAUUGAACCUCGUCGGUGAGGGAGGUGUGGAAGAAGCGACAAAAGGCCUUUCAUACUGUCGUCUUUCGGAGCGUCAGCCUGCAGAAACAGAGCCGAGCAACGGAUCCACGCACAACGAAAUCACCUUACGGGUUCCCACUCUCGUACGCUCCUCCAAUCCUUCGUCUUUCCCAAAAAGUGCCUUACGCGACAAAAGCAAGAGCAAGAACAAGCGAUGGCGACUGAGUUUCAGUAAGGACGUCACCUGA